Messenger RNA from Musa acuminata subsp. malaccensis (wild Malaysian banana), 2326 nucleotides. RefSeq lists its product as uncharacterized. The record is from RefSeq and is a predicted model, not a curated record. Lineage: Eukaryota; Viridiplantae; Streptophyta; Magnoliopsida; Zingiberales; Musaceae.
GGUUACUUCUCUAUCAGUGAUUCAGCCUCUUACCUUCUUGUUGGUAAUGUGGCCCCUCACAUCCCCCGGACCACGCUCAUGACAUGAAGAAUCUCAGGCUCAUCGGUGGUGUUGGUGUUGCAGUAGCUGCUGCAUGCAAUAGAUGAUGACGUCUCCCUCAUCCACAUCCAUGGCCUGCAACGUAGACCACGCCUGCCAUAUGCUAUUUCCCAACCCACCACUCAUCGACAUCAUGCCACGUGGAAGAUAGCCCAUCAACCGAGGAAGUGUGCUCCCAUUGGCUCCUCUCUCUAUCUCUAUCCCUGCAUUAUAUUAACACACAAAGUGCAGGAUACAUUAUGGUAUAAUAUCAGUGUUUGAGAGCCUUACCUCCCUUCCAUCACGUUAAAUAAGGCCAAACGCAAAAUGGCAGCAGCUGCAGUUGGUUGAAUGCUGCUUUCUUCUCUUCGACACUCCUUCCCUCUCCCACUGCUGUAUAUAUAUUAGUCAUCAUACACCAAACAGUAUCAGAGAAAGAAAAUAGGUAGGGAGAGGAGGAUGGGAAACUGCCAGGCAUCGGAGGUGGCGACCGUGGUGAUCCAACACCCUGGGGGGAGGGUGGAGAGGCUGUACUGGCCGACGAGUGCUGCCGAUGUCAUGAAGACCAACCCAGGCUACCAUGUUGCCCUUGUCAGCCUCUACGUCUCCGAGGAGAAGCAGGAUGGCAGCAGCGUCCGGUUUACCCGCGUAAAGCUGCUCAAGCCCAAGGAUAUGCUCUUGCUCGGCCAAGUCUACCGGCUGAUCACCUCCCAGGAAGUUACAAAAGCUCUGAGGCAAAGAAAAUAUGAGAAGAUAAGGAAGAGCCAGGCUGAACUGAUUAGAAAACAGCAACAAGAGCAUAGAACAAAAGAUCAGGAUGGUGAGGCAAACCUGGAGGAUUCAAGAAGUAGACAUCAGGCAACAAAGCAGGGGAGUGAUAGACAAAAAAGCAGCAUACAGAUGGCAGUGAGAGGCAGGCAAUGGCGUCCUUCGCUUCAGAGCAUCUCAGAGAUGGGAAGCUAAUUGUGCAAUUCUCUUACCCUGUUGUCACAACAAAAAGACAAGUCAUCUCAGGCAUGAGAUGAGGUUCAUGUGGUUAGUGUGAUAUUGGUUAUGGAUGCAAAUCAUGAAAAAUUGAGGGUACUACCAUAAGGAAAAACUUAAAAGAGUCUCCUUGUAGAGGAAGUAUACAUUUGAAUAACAGUCCAUCGUGUAAUCAACAAGAGUCAGAAACAAAGAUACAUAUCAUCAUGAUCUAGAGCUUAUGGAACAAGAAAUUGCAAAGUUACUGAUACUAGCUUUCCUUACUGAUUCAGGAUUUCAAUUUAGUUGAAUUUGAAGCAAACAGUCACAUGAGUAAAAAAGACAGGAAAGACAGAGUUUUGGCAAGUGAAACAUCUUAGAAAACAUCUAUGUAUAUUUACUCUAUAUAUAACCUGAAACUAGUCAUAUUUUACAGUGAAGCUAUCACUCUGUUGUCAGAAGACCUAAUAAAUUAUAUGAAUGAACAAUGGUCACUGAGACUGUUGGGAAGUCUAGAUCUCCCUGCCCUGACCUACAUAGCUUUGUGCCCACAGAAGAGCCACACUUGCUGCUAUAGGAGCUCCGGGAAGUCUCUUCUCCUUUAGUUGAAGGAACAUUUCCCACCAACAGUGUCCCAGGACCACUGUACUCCUUGUGACAUAAGUUGUUGAAUAUCUAGAUUACAAUGCACCAUAAAAACAUUGUUAUAAGUUUGAUAAUGAGGUAGAUUUGCUAUCUCCUUAAACAAUCUUACAUUGCAAAGGCAAGGACAUAUCAGUUGUGUACUAGAUAAAGAAUGAAUAAUGAGCAUCUAAAUCUUAUUAAGGACAUAAAAUGAUUCAAACCCUUUUCAUGAUAAUUUAGCUUCACAUCAUAUGCUCCUUAUAGUUCCACUAUAACGUUUCUGAAAAUUUAGAAGAAUAAGAAAAAGGAAUAGGUUAGCAUGGAGAUUAGCAUGUCUUGAUCCUAAACAUGGAUGAUUAGCAUGGAGAGCAGCCAAAGUUAUAAGUGAAGAUAAAGAAAAGCUUGUUACAAUCUAUGAUCCUACUAUUUUCGAUGAAUAUAACAUAAGUUGGAACAACAAAUUAUAUAACGGAGUAGCUAAGUUCCUAAAUUAUAUAAAAAGAACUGAUUUUUGACUAAUUUAUAACAUUUCAAGACUGCCAUUGUCACAGUUCAUCUAAACAAACCUUUUCUUGAUCGAAAGAAUUGCUAACCCAACCUUGCUAUCAUUUUCACUUUCAAUUCCCCAGGUUGGAUCAGUACUCUUAACCAGCCAAUCAAC